ACUUGGAUUUCUGCUUCAAAUUCGUUGUUGAAGCUGUUUGUUUGAAUGAAGUGUGCAGAAAACAUGUCAAACGGGCGUUUCAGUCACCUGCUGAGUGGAGUCUGGCUGUUCUGGCAAGCUGUAACUGUGGUUGGAGCAGCGAGUAAACUUUGGGAGGUGCCCACAGGUCCUUUCUCUUCUUCCUCCAAUGUGAGUGAGAGCCUGCAGUGGGAGCGCUGCCACUAUCAUCACCUAAAGGACAGAGUGAGAAUCACAGCAGACAUCCCCCCCAGACUGGAUGGAACCUGGGUGUCCACAAGAUGUGAGGUCCGGCCCGGUCCAGAGUUCCUCACCCGCUCCUACACCUUUCACCCCCACCGUCACUUCCAGGUGCUGCAACAUUACUACGCUGACAGCGACUGUGGAGACCCAGCCUAUUCCCUGAUGAUCAGAGGCAAAAUCCGUUUGAGUCAGGCCUCCUGGAUCACCCGCGGGGGCACCGAGGCUGAACACCACCUCAGCAAAGUGGGCAUCGUGGUCCACAGCCCUGCAGCCAAGAUGAGGCUGUCCUCCAGGCUGCCUUCUGCCUGCGUGAGUCUGAGCCUGGGCCGUGUUGUGCCGGGGAAGCUGUAUGAGCUGCACAACACCCGAGCAGGCAGGGCAUGCCUGUCAGCGAUGGGUUUCUCCAUGAUGGAGAUGGGUCUGGUACGAGUGGAGACACAGCACCACAGCCACGGAGCGAAGGUCCAGGAGCUGUUCCUGGGAGACAUUCACACAGACUGGACCCAGAGAAGCCAGCACAGACCCACAGGGUACCAGCAGCCACUGCAGAGCGCCAUGCAUCACAUCCACCCCUGUCCGGUGUGCGCUCUGGUGUACCGCUCCACGGAGCAGCGUCCCCCUGUGUUGCCCUGCAGCCCUGCGGUUCCUCUGUCCUUGGCUGGUCACUGGGUCAGCCAGCACUGUGAAACCCGUCCCAACAUACUUUUCCUCACACGUGACUUCACCUUUGAGCCCAGCCAGCACGCCUGGGAAGGCAUCUACAAGCACUACUCCGACUCCGCCUGCUCGCAGCCCACUUUCACCCUGAGAGCGCUGGGCCACUACGCCCAGGAGAACCCCUCCUCCAAAAUCCCAGGAGCUUUUGAGUUUGUCUUCAAGGUGACCCAGGUAAGAGUCACAGCCAUGGACAAGUCAACUGUCAAGCUGCUGAACAGCACAAAACGAGGGAAGUGUGGUUUGACAGGAGGGUGGGAGGUCGGGGUGGAAAAAGACUUGACCCCAACAGACGGGUGCACCGUGCUGGGCAUCAAACUGCCACACAAGGAAUACGAGCUCUUCAAGAUGGAGCUUGACCCCAGGAAACACCCACUGCUGUUCACUGGAGAGAGACCAACUGAUGGGUCUAGUCCUGACCGCCCACUGCGGAGGCCCAACUCCUUUCAGAGUCCCAUGGUGCUUUGCAGCGGAGGAGAAACACAACCCUCCUACUCAAUGCACAACAGCAAGCAAGUGCAGCUAGCCAGCGGGUCAGAGAGGGUAGCACAGGCGGCGUUACUGCUGUUUGGAUCUGCACUCUGCAGCUGGUUUGGAGUUCAUUAGAAACCUUGUUCACAGCUUUAAACCAUCUAAUGGCUUACAUCUGAGAAAACUAAAAAGAAAAGAGACUUUUAAGGGAACAGAAUUAUUUUUUUAUUCCAGGCUUUCAGAUGUGACUGGUGGGAUCACUGUACUGAUUCGCCUUCACUCCGUUUCAUCAACAACCAU
Molecule: messenger RNA, 1746 nt
Organism: Nematolebias whitei (Rio pearlfish)
Lineage: Eukaryota; Metazoa; Chordata; Actinopteri; Cyprinodontiformes; Rivulidae
Gene: apcdd1l
Product: adenomatosis polyposis coli down-regulated 1-like
Exons: 4
Coding region: 46-1581 (511 amino acids)
Biological process (GO): negative regulation of Wnt signaling pathway
Cellular component (GO): plasma membrane
Molecular function (GO): Wnt-protein binding
Source: RefSeq, a predicted model, not a curated record